AUGGCCCGAUCAUUCGGGGAAGCCGCAUCCUUCCGCGAUAACCCAGAGUCGGGGCCAGACGGACACGCCUCGAAGAGUUCGACUACGCAUCUCGAAGAUGGCUACACGGUCCGCCGCGGACAGAAGAGGGAGUCCUUCUGGAGGAGAUUUCUUAUGACAAUUCGCUUGCGCCGAAGACCAAGUCAUAACACAUCUGAGGAUGAUGACCUAUCUUUCAUCACUUCGACCGAAAAGCUUCACAGGACGAGGUGUACGGGUGGGGCCAGUCGUCGGAUCUGUGUCAGCGUACCGAUAGUGAUACUGGCGAUCUUUGGUUUAAUACAAGCAAUCAAGUUUCUACUCGUCCUAGGACCUCUAGUCUGGGACAACCAAGACGACAACUUCCUGCCGAACUGGGGUCAGCCUGGCCAGCUUGGUGAGGGAUUGUCACACUAUGCCACAGACUUCACAAGGGACGUCGUGCCUAUACCAUGCCACUCGCAUAAUGACUACUGGCGUCGCGUUCCGCUAUUCGAAGCUAUCCAUUAUGGGUGCACUGGAGUCGAGGCAGACGUAUGGCUGUUCGAUGAUGAGCUCUUCGUCGGGCAUAACCUCGGGUCACUGACAAAAAACCGCACGUUAAGAAGAAUGUAUAUCAAUCCGCUGCUGGAUAUCCUUGAUCACCAGAAUCCUUCGACACCUUUCAACAACAGCAGUCGUCAGGGCGUUUUCGACGAAGAUCCAAAUCAGACACUCACCCUUCUUAUUGACUUCAAAACCCUCGGCGAGGCCCUCUGGCCAUAUGUCGAAGCGCAGCUCGAGCCUUUGCGGGCCAAGAACUAUCUUACCUACUACAACGGAUCUGCAGUAACCUCAGGACCUAUAACAGUCGUGGCCACCGGAAAUGCACCCUUUAACCUCCUGACAGCCAACAGCACCUACCGGAACAUCUUCUUUGACGCGCCGUUAGCGUCCAUGGCCGGCAAGCAUUCCAACGAUGAAGCUAGCGAAGCAACACAGAACUCGGGGCAAGGUAGUACUGGAACCAAUGGUCUGACAGCCGAUGCGUUCACAAGCGCCAACUCCUACUAUGCCAGUGUAUCAUUUAGCCAGACCAUCGGCUUCCCAUGGCGCGGCCGCCUCUCAGAGAAGCAGCUGCGCAAGGUCAGGGCUCAGAUUCAGGGCGCGAAGCAGAGGGGCUUGAAGCCGAGAUAUUGGUCCACGCCCAGCUGGCCGAUUGGCUUGAGGAAUCACAUCUGGGAUGUACUGGUGAAAGAGGGUGUGGACUACCUGAACGUCGACGACUUGAAGGCAGCUGCGAGGAACGAUUGGAGGAAGUCAAGAUUCUUCCUGUGA
Molecule: messenger RNA, 1335 nt
Organism: Coniosporium apollinis CBS 100218
Lineage: Eukaryota; Fungi; Ascomycota; Dothideomycetes
Exons: 2
Coding region: 1-1335 (444 amino acids)
Biological process (GO): lipid metabolic process
Molecular function (GO): phosphoric diester hydrolase activity
Source: RefSeq, a predicted model, not a curated record